CCGUGUCAAAAGCGGUGUAGUGGUAACUUUCUCACGGGGUCACCAACAUCCGGGGAACUGUUGAUAGGGACAAGCGCCUGCUCGCCGAAAAAAAACACCGUUCUUCACGGUGAAUUAGAAUAAGUCCCUCGUAAGCGCCCCUUUUCUUUUUUGGGGUUAAAACAACAUAAUGUCUGAUGAGAAAGGAGAUAAAGGGGAUGAGGAGAAGGUGUAUGGGGGCUGUGAAGGGCCAGAUGCUAUGUAUGUAAAACUUGUGUCAUCAGAUGGUCAUGAAUUUAUUGUUAAAAGAGAUCACGCUUUAACAUCUGGCACUAUUAAAGCUAUGUUGAGUGGGCCAGGUCAGUUUGCUGAAAAUGAAACAAAUGAAAUAAAUUUUAGAGAAAUACCAUCGCACGUUUUACAGAAGGUAUGCAUGUACUUCACUUACAAAGUACGAUAUACAAACAGUUCAACAGAGAUUCCAGAGUUCCCAAUUGCACCAGAAAUUGCUCUAGAAUUGCUUAUGGCUGCCAACUUUUUAGACUGUUAAGCUAACUUUAACGUUUUUGAUGUAAAUCUUCCAUUGUUAUUGUUUUUUUCUCUCUUUUGAAUGGAGGAUUGUUUUACCACAUAAAAAGUGAAUGAAAAUAAUAUAAAUUAUCUAGUGAAAUCUCUUUAACUGAAUUGAAUUAGUAGUAAGGAACAGUUUGAAGACGUGAUAAUGGUUGUCUUGAUAAUAGGAAAUUAAAUAAAUAAGUUAUUACUAUGUAAUAAUAUUACUAUGUAAUAAUCAUUAUUGUCUCUCAUGGAUUACUUUUUUUUAAAGUAAUGAAUAUUCCAUAUCAGUUUGUACUUAUUAAAGAUAAUUUAUGUCUAGAUUUUUUGUUAUCACUUGUAAUCUUAAAAUUACAAUAAUAUUGCAUAAGCAUUAACAGAGUAAAAAAAAAAUCAAAUCUUUUUCUUCUUUUUUUCAAACAUUUAAAAAAAACAAUGUGCAACUUGAAAUCAUUUUGCUGCCUGUUGUAAAGGAUGGGUUAUUUUAACAAUUCAUUGAAACUGUUUUACAAAAUUGUUUUUCAAAUGCUUAGAUUUUAAAGGUGCACUUUCGUGUUGUUUAAGUGUUAGAUUAGAUUUUCAUUUAUUCUUUUUAGUUUCAUAUAAUUUGCACUCUCUGGCUUUGUGGGAAUUUAACCUUUUUGCUCUUUAAUCUUUUGAGUAAUAGCAGCGAUUUUGAUGGACUUUAGCAGUCAGUAGCCAGGUCAACUGGUACAUUAGUGCAGCAAUACUGAUGGACUUUAGCUGUCAGUAGUCAGGUCAACUGGAACAUUAGUGCAGCAAUACUGAUGGACUUGAGCUGUCAGUAGUCAGGUCAACUGGUACAUUAGUGCAGCAAUACUGAUGGACUUUAGCUGUCAGUAGUCAGGUCAACUGGUACAUUAGUGCAGCAAUACUGAUGGACUUCAGCUGUCAGUAGUCAGGUCAACUGGUACAUUAGUGCAGCAAUACUGAUGGACUUCAGCUGUCAGUAUAACGUCAGGCUUGCCUUCACAUCAGCUGCUCAAUUUUCUAAUGAUCAUUUUAUGAAAACAACACAAUUAUAGAGUACUUUUAUUAUGUGUUAGUCAUUGUUUCUUUGUGGGAUAAUUUAUAUCACUUGGCACUUAAUGUACAUUAUAUAUGGCAUUAUUUGAAUAUCUGUGUAAAUGCUUUAAUGCAUAAUGUAGAUGAAAUUAAAGUAAAUAAUACAUGUAUUAUCUAAAACAUGACUUGGAGAAAAUGAAUGAGGGUUUAAUAUUCUACCUAUAAGUGUUACAUUAUUUUAAAAAACCUAAGUUUGUGCCUGCUUUUGUUUUUUCAUGCCUAGAAAUAUGUAUACUGUUUUGCUGUUGAUGUCUGAUUUUGUCAUGCAAUUUAAAUGAAAUAGAAAUUUGUAAUCUCUUGUUGAGGCAUUUUGCUUGCUGUAUGAUUUUGUCACUUUGUUGUUUUGAUUACAAUAUAUUCCUAUAAUUUGGGUAAUGUAAACAUAGGUAAUAUUUAUACUAUAUAAAGUACUAGUAAUUAGCAACCUUAACUUUAACUUAUUACCAAUUUGUAAUCAAAAUUCCUACUCGAGUAAGAAUUAUUUCUAUGAUGUGUUUUGUACUGAUAUAAUAGAAUACAGUUGUCUUGUUUACUUUUCUUAUUCCUUCAAUUUUAGUCUUGUUUAACUACCGUUACAUAAACAUAGCAAUUCUGCCGUUACUCACAUGUAAAAUGAGCUGUCAGGUUAAAAAUAAAAGUUUUAAGUAUGGACACUAAAAUACAAUGUCCAAUAGUUCUGAUAAAUAUGUAUUUUUGUUUGAAAAUAAUGACAAAGUUUAGCUUUUAUGUCUCGCUAUUUGGAGAAGCAAAAAUGUAAAUUUUUCUCACCUUUUGGUAGGAAUGAUUGUCACUACUUAACUUCCUACAUAAGCUGUAAAGAUCAAAAUGUAUGUAUUGAUGGUAAAUCACACAAUUUAUGAAGCUAGCAGGUGGAUCUUGGCAUAUCAUUUUAUGUUUGAGUGACGACCAUUUUUGACUUGUAAUCUCAUGCAUAAAAUGGUUUUGACAAUUUGCAAUAAUAUCAAAAGAUGUAUACAUUGUUUUCUACUGUAAUGUUUUAACUCUGUAGAAAAUAUUGAACAACUUAGCUCAUUUGGAAAACUCAUAUUCCAUCGUGUCUUAUGUAUUAUGUCUUUGUUUAUUAUUUAACAAUAAAACAUGGAAAUUUU
Messenger RNA from Ruditapes philippinarum (Manila clam), 2729 nucleotides. Its product is annotated as elongin-C. Bases 170 to 529 code for a protein of 119 amino acids. Gene Ontology annotation, molecular function: protein-macromolecule adaptor activity. The record is from RefSeq and is a predicted model, not a curated record. Gene Ontology annotation, biological process: ubiquitin-dependent protein catabolic process. Lineage: Eukaryota; Metazoa; Mollusca; Bivalvia; Venerida; Veneridae. The transcript is spliced from 4 exons. Gene Ontology annotation, cellular component: elongin complex.